Molecule: messenger RNA, 1410 nt
Organism: Penicillium nucicola
Lineage: Eukaryota; Fungi; Ascomycota; Eurotiomycetes; Eurotiales; Aspergillaceae
Product: glycoside hydrolase family 5 protein
Exons: 4
Coding region: 1-1410 (469 amino acids)
Biological process (GO): glucan catabolic process
Cellular component (GO): cell surface; extracellular region
Molecular function (GO): beta-glucosidase activity
Source: RefSeq, a predicted model, not a curated record
AUGGCAACCGGAUUCCUGAGCGUCAAAGGCGACUCAAUCUUCGAUGAGAAUGGGGAAGGAGUAGUCCUACGAGGAGCUGCUCUAGGAGGAUGGAUGAAUAUGGAAAACUUCAUCACUGGUUUCUCUGGCCACGAAGCCCAACAUCGCGCCGCAAUGCUCCGAGUGUUAGGACCCGAGAAAUACGAAUUCUUUUUCGACAAGUGGCUCGAAUACUUCUUCACGGAGGAGGAUGCAAAAUUCUUUGCCGAACUAGGACUAAAUUGUCUCCGCCUGCCAUUCAACUACCGCCAUUUCGAAGACGAUAUGAACCCGCGCGUACUAAAAGAAGCCGGAUUCAAGCACCUGGAUCGAGUCAUCAACCUGUGCGCAAAACACGGCAUCUAUACCAUUCUCGAUAUGCAUGCCGUACCAGGCGGCCAGAAUCCAGACUGGCAUUCUGACAAUCCAACCGGCUAUGCCGCUUUUUGGGAUUAUAAAGAUCAUCAGGAUCGGACGGUUUGGCUUUGGGAGCAGAUUGCUUUGCGGUAUAGGGAUAAUUCUUAUGUUGCUGGGUAUAACCCUUUGAAUGAACCCUGUGACCCGGAGCAUGUCCGCUUGCCGGCCUUUUAUAAGCGGAUCGAGCAGGCCAUUCGUGCAAUCGAUGGAAAGCAUAUUCUUUGGUUAGAUGGGAAUACGUUUGCCAUGGAGUGGAAGGGGUUUGAUGAGGUUUUGCCAAAUUGUGUUUAUGCUAUGCAUGAUUACUCGUCCAUGGGUUUCCCUACUGGUGAUCGUUAUAAGGGAACGGCCGAACAGAAGGCGUAUCUCGAACGAUCCUACUCGCGCAAAGCACAAUUCAUGACCGAGAACAAGACACCGGUGUGGAACGGAGAAUUCGGGCCGGUCUACGCAGAUCCAGUCUUUGAUGCUGAUGUUGAGACAGUCAAUCAAGAGCGAUAUAAUCUACUCGGUGAUCAGUUACGCAUCUAUGACAAGUACAACAUUAGCUGGUCAAUCUGGCUGUACAAGGACAUUGGGCUACAAGGCAUGAUCUAUACCAGUCCGGAAAGCACAUGGAACAAGACUAUCAAGCCAUUCCUCGACAAGAAGAGAAACUUCUGGCUUGAUAAAUGGGGCCGUCGACCUGCACCGGCUCCUGAGGCUGCUUUGAAGCCUAUGGUUGAUUGGAUUGAUAGUGUUAGCCCUACUGCAAAGGAAACAUAUCCUACGUCGUGGAACACUGAGCUGCAUGUUAUCCGCAAUGUGUUCAAUACCUUUUUGGCGGCUUCCUUUGUGGAUGAGUUUGCUGCGCUGUUCCGGGGAAUGAGUGAGAAGGAUCUAGAAGAGUUGGCUCUGAGUUUCCACUUUAAGGCUUGUGUUCAGCGUGAGGGGUUGAACCGUAUUCUAAGGGACCAUGCACAUGUGUCUAGCUAG